UGCCGCGGAAGAUGGCGGCUGAGGCGCUGAGUGGAGGGGAGGCACCGGCCUGCGACUCCGGCCGGAGUGAUGCCAUCUGCAAUUUUGUCAUUUGCAAUGAUUCUCCUCUUCGAGGUCAGCCUGUUAUCUUCAAUCCUGACUUUUUUGUGGAGAAACUCCGACAUGAGAAACCAGAGAUGUUCACCGAGUUGGUGGUCAGCAACAUCACAAGACUUAUUGAUUUGCCUGGAACUGAGCUGGCUCAGCUGAUGGGGGAAGUGGACCUCAAGUUGCCUGGUGGGGCUGGCUCAGCCGCAGGGUUCUUCAGAUCUCUAAUGUCGCUCAAACGGAAGGAAAAAGGAGUGGUAUUUGGAUCUCCACUGACAGAGGAAGGCAUUGCCCAGAUAUACCAACUGAUUGAAUAUCUGCACAAAAACUUGCGAGUAGAAGGCUUGUUCAGAGUACCAGGCAACAGUGUCCGACAGCAGCUUUUGAGGGAUGCUCUCAAUAAUGGAACCGAUAUUGACUUGGAUUCAGGAGAGUUUCACUCAAAUGAUGUUGCCACGCUGCUGAAGAUGUUUCUAGGAGAGUUACCAGAGCCUCUGCUGACCCAUAAACAUUUCCAUGUACACCUCAAAAUUGCUGAUUUGAUGCAGUUUGAUGAUAAAGGAAAUAAGACCAACAUACCCGACAAGGAGCGACAGAUUGAGGCCCUGCAGCUGCUUUUCCUCAUCCUCCCUCCAGCCAAUCGUAACUUGCUCAAGUUACUGCUUGAUCUCCUGUAUCAAACAGCGAAGAAGCAAGACAAGAAUAAGAUGUCUGCCUAUAACCUUGCCCUUAUGUUUGCACCUCAUGUCCUGUGGCCCAAAAAUGUCACUGCAAAUGACCUUCAGGAGAAUAUCACCAAGUUAAAUACUGGGAUGGCUUUUAUGAUCAAACACUCCCAGAAGCUUUUUAAGGCUCCUGCUUAUAUUCGGGAAUGUGCCAGACUGUACUAUCUGGGCUCCAGAACUCAAGUGUCAAAGGAUGAUCUUGAUUUGACAACCUCAUGUCAUGCCAUGUCCUUCCAGCUGUCAAGAUCUCAGAAACGGAAUAGGGUAGAUUCUUGUUCUCAGCAGGAGGAGACCCAGCAACAUACAGAAGAGGCUCUGAAAGAACUCUUUCAACAUGUUCAUAACAUGCCAGACUCAACAAAGAAGAAACAACUUAUUCGACAGUUCCAUAAGCAGUCUUUGACUCAAACACCAGGGCGAGAGCCUUCUACUCCCAGAGUCCAGAAGAGAGCCCGUUCACGCUCCUUUAGUGGGCUUAUUAAGCGCAAAGUCCUGGGCAAUCAGAUGAUGUCGGAAAAGAAAAACAAGUCCCCUACUCCAGAGGCUGUGGCCAUGGGUGAACGGAAGAGAGUCAGCAAAGAAAAUAUGAGCUUGUUCUUUUCUGGCUCUCCAACUGUCACAAUGACACCAACAAGAUUGAAAUGGUCUGAGGGGAAGAAAGAGGGGAGAAAAGGAUUCCUCUGAAGGGUCAGCUAGAGUUCCCCUGUUGUCCACAGUGAAGUUCUCUUCAGUGGGACAGGUGUUACUUUUGUUCCCAGUGAAGCUUGCAGCUUGCUCCCUGCAUUUUGAAUUGUGAAAGCCAAUCAAACCAUGACCGACUGAUACCUCUAACCCACUCACUGGAUGUCUCUGAAGCUGUGCCUCUGAGAGAAUGCUCUGUUCUCUGUGUUUGUUUUUAAUAUGAGGAAGCCACUCGACACCUACCAGCUUACACAGUGCAGUAGGUGGGCAGCUAUGCUUAAUCAGUGUGCUGGGGUCGGUUCUGUUUCUUCUUCUUAAGAAUGGGAAAUUUUAUGUUUAAUAGCUAGUAAUAUGUUUUAAAAGCACUGUCAGUCAUAGUGGACUGUUAUAUAUUAACUGGUAUUUGGGACUUUUCUCUGUGUUGUUAGUAGUGAGGAAGUGACUGUUUAUUUACUUGUUUUAAAAGCCAUCAUUUAGAUUCACAGCCUACAUGGAUUUUAAGUUAAAUGCCUUUGACCCCUUUUCAUUUUGAGCUUGAGAAAUCUCUGUAUCUUAUUAUGUUCAAAGAAUUUACAGCUUUCCUAGACAUUCUAUUAUUUCUUAUGUCUAAUUUAGGGGAUUUGACCUGGCAAUGAAAAAGAAUUCAAUACAGUAUAUUUUAACAGAUUUCAGCUACUGAACUGUACCCCCAUGCCUCACUGUCUUCCCCUCAGUGAUCUGAGAAUGGUUGUGUGGUUGUUAACUUGCUUUCUGCAUUAGUAUCCUCUCACCUGAAUAUCUCUGGUUCCACUGACACCUCUGUGGCAGACUCCUGGGGCUUGAGAAGAGCCACGAACUGAUCCAUAGAGCUUGCUGCAAUCUGCAUGUGGUAGAGACUCUGAAGUCAUGCCAUGAGGGACUGGUUGGCCUUGGUAGGAUCCUGUCACACAUUCCUAGGUAUCAAAUACGCCACUCAACUGUCUCCUGAGAGCAACUUGGAACCAGGAAAGACAUACAUAGCAGUCUCUGCAGGGCCCAUAUGGAAUAGAAGAGCCCCCACAGGAGCAGUUGUGGUGUUCCCCCAGUCAUCUAGAACAGUUGCUCUCUGCCCCUCUGUCAGGAUGGGCACAGGAGCCACUGCCCAGUGAGCAUCAGGUGGAAGGUGAUGUUGAGGUACAGGCUGACUCUGCAGAACUGUACAACCAUCCUCACCCCACUGUGGGGAUCCAGGUACACAGCAAAAUACGGUUUGCCAACUUAGUGAUAGACAAUUGAAAAUGCUGUGUUACUGUUGAAAUGAGAGCCACCUUCAGGGUAGCAGAGGCUGACUUCGUGUCUGUCUGUCAGCCUCUUCCAUCCUAUUCUGUUUAUUCUGUUGCUGUAGUAGCAAUGGUAAAGGGAAAUGUGGUAAUUGGCUUUCCUGCUGGAUAGUUUGGGAACAGUGGAGGUGUUUAAGUUUCUUUCUCGAAACGAGUUUAGGUCAUCCUUAAAGAUUUCAUUAACAAGUUCAUUUGUCUAGGUUUCUGUUUGACUCUUUUUGUUGUUACUAAGAAAAGGUUUAUUUUUUUUUUUAAAUAAAUUUCUUGUGUUAGGUAUAUAGUGAGGUCAAACAGAAAUCCUUUUGUAUUACCGAAUCAAAGAAGCUCUUCCCAGCAUGAAGCUUCCUUGAAGUGUGUUCCACCGUGCUGUGCUGUGGCACUGGGCGGAGAGCCGAGCAGUGCCUUGGUGCCUGCAGGAGUUUGGCUCUGUUAGAGAGCGAGCAGGACCGAGGAGUCGAGUGUGAGUGAUUGGGGUGGUCUGGGUGAGGUGGUGAGAGGGUUUACCCCAUGCACAUGCUUUUCAAUUGCUGGCCUCUUGGGCAGCUACCAUGUGUAUUUGGGAAUGUGUAUUUUAUUUAUUUAUUGGCUUAGUUAUUCUCUUGCUUUAAGGGUAUUAUAGGUCAUUUUUCUUCUUCUGAAGCUGUGAUCCAGUGCAGAAUAAACUUGAGGAAUAGCAUAGACUCCUGUGUCUUGUACUAUGUGGCUGUUCUAAUCCUGUGGUGUCUUCUGGGAACCUCAGAUAAAAGCUCCAUCAUUGCUCCGGAAGAUUGCUAUUGCCCUUCUGACGGGGCGUACACUUGCUGUUUUUGAGCCAGUAUUUAACUAAGGUUUUUAACAUAUAUCUUUUGUUGUUGUUGUUGUUUGUUUGUUUUUUGUUUUUUGUUUUUGUUCUUUAGGCAGGGUUUCUCUAUGUAGCCUUGACUGUCCUAGAACUCGCUCUCUAGACCAGGCUGGCCUUGACCUCAGAGUUCUCCUGCCUCUGCCGGGGAUUAAAGAAAGGCACGUGCCACUACUGCCCAGCUAACCUAACCUGUGUCUUAAAAGAUGUUUGUUGUGUUUACUUUUUAUUGUUGGAGCAAUCUCUUUGGAAGUACUUUUCCUUUCUUUUUGGGGUUAAUUUUACCACAGGCUUUGAUGUUGUGUCAACAUAGGCUAGUAUAUUUGACAGAGGGCCACAAGAAUGAAGAGAUAGAUCAUGUUGGAUUUGGAUCUGCACUGGGUGAAUGAGUGGAGGCUGAGCCUUUACCUAAUCUUUCACAGAAGUGUAUUUUCUCACUGAGAUCAAUAAUCAGGUUUGAACCUCCCCUUCCCCAACUCAUACCCACUGUGAAGGAAACGAGAAUUGGGAGACAUUGAUUGUACCAAGCUCCAGACGUUAUAGAGGCAUGACUGUUGAGUUCUGAGGGAAGCCACAGUUGACCCUCCACACAGAACGUGCUUCACUUGGAAGGUCCUCCUAGAGCAGUCAGGAUUGCUGAAGAAGCACCCAUGGCAGACUCAUUGUCAAAAGCAGGCUUUACUAACAGCUAAUGCUGAGAGCAGUGUGCAGUUGAUGGAGGUGAGCUAAUAAGGAGAUGGAGGAUAAAUAGCCUGAGUGCUUGUGUCACCAUGGAAACUGGAGUACAUGAGGCCAUAGCCCAAGCUAAAGAACCUCUGACAUGCGUGGACCAGUGGGCUGUAGAGAAGGCAUUCUCUCACCCAGGGCCUUUCAGCAAGGCUUGCCUGUGCUUGCCAUGCGCUCGCUCACUUGACCCCCAAAAGGUUUCUUAAGAGAAGGUUGCACCUGUUUGUUACUUUUGGUUAUUUUGCAUAUAUAUAUGUAAUUAUAAAGAAACAGCCAAAUAUAUUGUUUUUAUAUCUAUGUAAUAUUCUGAAAUUAAAUUUCUGUUUCCUA
This is a messenger RNA of Microtus oregoni (creeping vole), 4685 nucleotides long. It is a transcript of the gene Arhgap19, whose product is annotated as Rho GTPase activating protein 19. Bases 12 to 1496 code for a protein of 494 amino acids. Lineage: Eukaryota; Metazoa; Chordata; Mammalia; Rodentia; Cricetidae. The record is from RefSeq and is a predicted model, not a curated record. The transcript has 12 exons. Gene Ontology annotation, biological process: signal transduction; regulation of small GTPase mediated signal transduction. Gene Ontology annotation, molecular function: GTPase activator activity. Gene Ontology annotation, cellular component: cytoplasm.